Messenger RNA from Drosophila novamexicana, 1659 nucleotides. RefSeq names its product serendipity locus protein alpha. Gene Ontology annotation, molecular function: actin filament binding; beta-catenin binding. Gene Ontology annotation, cellular component: catenin complex; adherens junction; membrane. NCBI's taxonomy places the organism in Eukaryota, Metazoa, Arthropoda, Insecta, Diptera, Drosophilidae. Gene Ontology annotation, biological process: cellularization; cell migration; cell-cell adhesion. Bases 1 to 1614 code for a protein of 537 amino acids. The transcript has a single exon. The record is from RefSeq and is a predicted model, not a curated record.
AUGGAUAAAUUAUAUUUGCAAUUAAAUGUGUGCACUGACAUAAUUGCAAAAGGUGUCACAUGCCACACGGCCAAGAUUGCCUGGUUAAAUGAAUUUUGUGCCGCAUUUCACACGUUUGCGAGUCAAUUUAAAAGUUAUUUGCCAGAAUUGGCGCCCAAAAAUGAACUGGAGGGCAACAUCAGAAUACACGUGGAGACGAUAUAUCUGUGCUUCACCCAGGUUAUCACAUGUAUAACACAAUUGGAGCGUACUAUCAAUAUUGAGGGCACACUUGAAGCAGGAGCUCAGCUCCUGGUCACACGAACCCAUUUUCUAGAUCGCAUUGACUGGUGUUUGAGACGUCUACAAGCAUCGGUUUAUCAGCUAGCCGAAGAGGCCAUAGCCAGCACGCCUGUGAAGCUGGAGGAUUUGUCUUUUGUGGAGCUACUGGACUUGGCACUGGAUAAACUGGAGACAUACAGCGAAAUUGUGCCCGCGCAGCCGCAAGCCGAGGAGGAGGACUCUGGUGAGAAGGAUCAACUAGUUGAUCAGGUGAAUCAUCUUAUAAAGCAUGCCUUGGCCUUUGCCAAUGUCGCACUGGAAUCCGAUAAAAAGGCGCUGACUGCUAUUUAUGAAACGGUUUUAGAGGAAAGUGGCAUAUUUGAGAAGAACUUUAAGACGCACAAUCCAAACGAGCGAAAGCUGGAAGCCCUGUCUCUACAACGCGCUCUUUAUUCGCUGGAAACCUACCUAAAUGAGGCACUAUUGCACCUGAUCUUUACCAGCAUGUUCGAUACGGAGAAAGCAUCCAUAAAAAGGCUAAGAAACGUAUUGGAAACUUGCGAAUCUUCAAGAACAGUGGAUAGACUUGUUUCGGAUUUUGAUAUUAAUGUGGAUCGCAUACAACAGAUAGGCAUAUUUGCUAUAGCAUUUACACAAGAUGUUAAAACCAAGACAAUUAUCAGAAGUUGCUUGGCCUCUUUGGAAUCUUUGGAUUCGUGCAUUGUGCCGGCAUUUCAAUUGCAAACAACGAGCUCAGCUUCAUAUCAUGCGGACAUUUUGGAGCAUCACUUCAGGGAGGAGCUGAUGGUUUUUCGUAAUGUUAUUCACGAAAUAAUUGACAGUCGAGCCCUGAUUAACAACUAUUUGGAUAUAUUAGCCGAGAGUAUUGACAAUGCUGAGAAACUCUACCCCGAGGGCUAUUUAUUGCAAGUUGCCCAAAUGGGCAAUGUGAUAUUUCAACAUUUUCAGCUUAGGGCCAAUAAUCAGGAGUUGAUAGCGGACGAGGAAGGCAAGCGCUUGCAUCAGGACUUUAUCGCCAUUUUACACGAAUGUCAGGCUGUACUUGAAAUUUCCGUUCAUGUAGAUCUAAAGCGAAUUGUAAAGCGUUUAAAGAUUUUAUAUUCGAUUUUGGCGAAAUUGCGCGAUGUCUGUGAUAAGCUAGUCUAUGAGCGAGCUAUAAGUAAGAAUGAAAAGUCUAUGACGACAUCGACGAAAUUGAGACAACAUUCAUUCGCUAAUCCCGAAAUUGGACAUACAAUUCCCAAUUGCAAUAGGACCGAUUGCUCAAAUUCAUUAAGCCAUGAAAGUGAUCUUAUUAGUUUUCAAUUAACGGAAAUUUUGCGUAUUACUUGAAAUACAAAUUCUGCCAGAUGUGUAUAUUGUGUAAGAUUUAAAUGA